GUCUCUUGAACGUAGUGUUUUAAAAUUCUCUUUGAUUGUUACGUACUCAGUACACACAAAUAUUAUUAAUUAUUUAUUCGAAAAUAGAAAUAAAUAGCUAUGAAAUAAUUUGAUAUGAAAAAUCGAUAAAAAAUUCAAGUAAAAUUAUAUUUUAUUUAUAAAUAAUUUGAUUUUUUUUGUAUGUUUAUGAAACAUAUAUUUUUAUGUUUACGUGCUAUUUUUUUAUAACCAAACACCAACUACCAAAAAUUCUGUAUUGAAUAAUGGCUGAUAAAGAACGAUUAGAUCGAAUAAAAGCUGGAGCAUUUUUGGCUUCAGUGGCUGGGAUAUCUGGUUUUGUUGGAUUUUGUGCAACAUUAUCCACAGCUAAGAAAGCUGACCCUAAGUAUUUCAAUAAAGGACUCCAGGGUGGUGUAGAAUUUGCUGAUGCAGGAGCCAUAUUAGCUUUAAGAGCUCUAGGGUGGGGUACCCUUUAUGCUGUAGCUGGAACAUCAUUUUUGUGUUAUGGAAUUUGGAAAUUAUCUGGUGCCAAAGAUUUAAAGGACUUUAGAGUUAAAGUGGGCAACAUACUUCCAGUAUUGCCAAAAAAUAAUCCACCACAAUCAAGAACAGAGUUUAGUGGAAUGAAUGACCUAUUAACAUAUUUGUCAGAAGACUACGGAAAAAAGAAAUCAUGAAAAUUUAUAAUUUUUUAUACAUUAUAAUACAUUAUUGUACAGAUAUUUAAUUAGGUUUUAGUUGCUUAGAUCUUGUUUGAUUAAAACUUCUUCUUUAUAA
Messenger RNA from Leptidea sinapis, 777 nucleotides. Its product is annotated as transmembrane protein 242. Bases 264 to 677 code for a protein of 137 amino acids. The transcript is spliced from 4 exons. The record is from RefSeq and is a predicted model, not a curated record. Lineage: Eukaryota; Metazoa; Arthropoda; Insecta; Lepidoptera; Pieridae.